AUUUGCGAUGUCGAUUGAAGCACUACCCAACGAACUGCUGGUUCAAAUUUUCAACCAUUUGAGCUGGAGCCGGCUUAGCAAGAAAGUCUCACUGGUAAACCGUCGAUGGUAUCACGUCGUUGGGAUGGCUCCUUUGGCCAGCAAGGCCACAUUGAAUCUCUGUAAAACUGACCGACUGCAACCUGCAUAUUGUGGCGAUUAUCACAUACCCUUGGAAGUGUUGCAAAGUAGCUCACGGGAAUAUUCCCGAUUUAAGAUUUCCAUGCAUUCGAUGGAGGCGGAACAGCUGGUAGAUGGGACAUUCGGUGCAGUGCUACAGUAUUGUCAUCAUCGUUGGAACAUUCAGAACUUGAGUUUAACGAUGUGCUACUAUCAGUUCCAUCUGUUUCUUCGGCAUCAUACAAAUCUGUUGAGCAAUGUGAUAAUAGUGAAGAUUGUGGUCAAAGAUAUUCCUCCCCCAAAUGGCACUAUUCGUGAUGACGAAUAUCGAAAUGCCUUUCCCUUUAUGCUACCAAUGGAAAAAUUGCAAAACAUGGAUUUUGAGCACAGGCAAUUUAGUAACAACUACCAAUCGCCACCUUAUGUUCUUGUCCUCAUAACACCAAACCUGGAAACAAUAAGCAUACAACGGUGCGUCAUGAGGAACAAUGUCCGCAUUGUGCUUCAACAUUGCCCUAAACUGCGAUCGUUAUUCAUGUUCAGUCGUAGACCUUUGAGGUCGUCGUUCGUUUCCGAUCCCUUGGAGUUGGAAAAUGCAACACCGCAACAAAUGCCUUCUCUGUCACGCCUCAAACUAAUAAAUGUACCUCUACAAUCAACACUUGAACCAAUGUUCAGCAAUCUACAGACCAUCUACUUAGCAUACGUCAAAAUUAAUCCUACCAGUCACACGAUUACCUGUGAGAAUCUUACUGAGCUUAUGAUAGAUUCAUUGACCCUAUACGAACCACUCAAGCUUCGAGUGCCGCAGCUGAAAACAUUGAACUGUGAUAUGGAUGUUCUCAAACUGCUGCACCUACACGACGCAUUGCAAACUGAUCAGUUGAUCAUCAACAUGCGUUAUCCUUCGAAAGGCCGCCCCAUGGAUACGGCUAGGCUUACAGGAUUGAUCCAUUUUCGACGGCUUUUUCUAAAACUAGGGCAGUGCUAUUGCUACGAUGCGGUAUGGUUCAAUUUCUUGUGGUCCAAUCUCUUAGGCAUCGUGGAACUUAGAAUUCGCGAAAAGUUCCCACGCGAUCAUCUCAGUCGCUUACAGGACGUAUUGGAACAGUUCCCUCAGAUAUCGCAACUGCAACUGCAAGGAACGAUCAUUCCAAAUGCUUUCCGAUUUUUACCAACGAGUGUUAAGACGAUCUACAUUGAGGACUGCUCGGUUGUUGGCAGCAGCGUCCAAUUCUCACCAAGCGUUCAACGUGUUCGAGUACGAAAGCUAUGGAGUAGUAAUGAUCUUCCUGGGUGCGAUGUUGAUGGGAUACAGCUGGAACCACUUGGUCAAUUUAAACCAUUACAUUCAACAAAGGUGUUUCGUACCAAUGAUGGACCGAGAAUGGCUUAUUCGACACGAGAAGGAUGUCAGAGUGACGAAACUCAAGAUUAAGUUGGAAUUUGAGGGUACAUUGUAGCGGUCAAAAUGCAUAUUUUAUUUUAUCCUAUCGCAUUGAUUAUAAUAUGUUUUAUGUAAUUUUAAUAUCCUCGAACCAUAUUUUACGAAAACAAAUAAUCGUAUUGAAAUAAACGAAUGAAUACAAGA
This is a messenger RNA of Aedes albopictus (Asian tiger mosquito), 1750 nucleotides long. RefSeq lists its product as uncharacterized. The transcript has 2 exons. NCBI's taxonomy places the organism in Eukaryota, Metazoa, Arthropoda, Insecta, Diptera, Culicidae. The record is from RefSeq and is a predicted model, not a curated record. Gene Ontology annotation, molecular function: protein binding. The coding region runs from base 8 to 1597 and encodes 529 amino acids.